UGUAUAAGAACACAAAACAUCGAUGUUUGUUAGUUAGUUUGUAAUGAAACGUCUUCCGGAAGAUAUUUAUGGUGAAAAUGGAUGUGUUAUCUUUGAAACUACACUUCAGCGUUGUCCUGAUUUUUAUCAUUAUGAUGGCUAAUACGAUGGGAAUGGUUAUAAAUUGUUCAGACACUUUUACACAAAUACCGACCGGGAUUAUUGAGCCAAUAAGAUACGAUAUCAAUUUUACAAUAAAGCCACACAUAAAUGUUGUUGUGGGCACAAUGAAUGUUAUAAUUAACGUCCAUAAAGAGACAAAAUCGAUAAUCUUAAAUGCUCGUGAAAUAGAAGUAAAUUUUAGCAGUAUAGCACUUAAAUUGGCACAUAAACAAAAGCAUACAGUAAAUAAGCUAUUAAAUUAUGCGUAUUGUAAAAAUGUUGAUAUUUUAGAACUUUUGUUUAAUGAUAUUAUAUAUCCUGAGAAGCAUCUGUUACACAUGGAAUUCGUCAUUUUUUUAAAUAAAAAUGCAACUUCUUCCAAUUAUCCAUAUGUUUGGAAUAACGUUACUGGAAAGUGGUUCUUCACGAACUUAUACGCGCCGAAUACAAUAAGAGGACUGUUUCCAUGUUGGGAUCGACCAGGAAUAAAAUCAUCCUUUAUCAUCUCAAUCAAACAUCCUAGAGAAUAUGUGGCUUUGUCAAAUGCACCUAUAUUGAAGAAAUUGCUUAUAAAUCCAGAUAUGUUGAUGACAAAUUUCGCUAAAAUUCAUUUAAUAUCUACGUAUCUUUUGGCUCUUGUGGUAGUCGAUGAUAUCGUAAGUGUAUCUAGCGGGGUCAAUUAUGUAUGGAAUAAGCAGAAUGUAUCGAAAACAGUGGAGUUGGCAUCCGAGAUAAUUAAAUAUAUCACAUUAGAAAUUUUCACGAACUGGAACUUGGGAAAGUCAGUAGUUCCAUUAAUCAAUCACGUUAUACUUCCAAAUAGUCCAAUAAAAUCCAUAGGACGUUGUGGACUGAUAAUUUACAGGGAACAAGAUGUUAUAUUUGACCGAGAUUCAGAUAUGUCUGGUCGAUAUAUUGAUAUUAUAAAGUUAAUAUCAUAUGAAACAACGCGUCAAUGGUUUGAACAUUUAACCAACUCGCAUAUGUACAUCGACAUGUGGACAAACAAGAUAUUUUCGUCAUUCUACAGUCUUCAUGCUUCAUCCAAGAUUUGGGAAGAAGACAGAUUAAUGGAAUUGUUCGUAGUUCAAAAUCUACAGACUUCUUUAGAUAGCGACGUUGAUUUAGAGUUUAAUCCUAUCAUAUACAAAGAUGACAGUGCUAAUGAAAUUGAUGCACUUCUUUAUACUCGUCUACAUCACAAGAAAGGAACCGCAAUAAUUCGCAUGUUGUACCAUCUUAAUACUUCGGAAACAUUUGAAGAUAUUAUGAUCAAAUAUCUACGCUCACGCAACUAUAUAACAGAAGUAAUAAAUACGUGGUUAACGACAAAAUAUCAUCCUGACCUGUACGUCUAUCGUAAUUUUGGAGAGGAAACAGCAAUGUGUUAUGCAAUAUUUAAUAAUGAUGAAAUGAAGAUGAAUCGUUGGAAGAUACCUAUAACUUAUAUUACACAGUCAAAUCUUAUUUCUACCUAUACAUCGAAUAUUAUUUGGCUCGAGUGGCCAAAAGAGAAAAUUAUCGAUGGCAUUAAUACACAAGAUUUUAUCCUACUUAAUGUAGAACAAGUUGGAUAUUAUCGUGUUAACUAUGAUCACAGGAAUUGGUAUAGAAUUUCGUCAUUUCUACAGUUCGACAAUUUUUUACAAAUACCUGUUCUCAAUCGUGCUCAGCUCAUUAGUGAUGCGUAUUAUUUUAUGAUGAAAGGUGAUAUCAAUUCGUCUAUCUUUUUGAAUAUUAUUCAAUAUUUAAAGAGGGAGAAAGAUUUCAUAGCGUGGCAUCCUAUAUUUAACAUUUUAUCAUAUAUGUCGAAGUUCUUUGAAUAUUCAGAUAGUAAUCUUGUAAAGACAUACUUUGUGGAUAUCUUGAAUGGAGUUAUUAGAGAUGAUGAAUAUGAUUUUGAAUAUUAUGAUAAUAGAGCUAUGCCAAAAGCGUUAAGAAUGUUAGCAAUAAAAUGGGCCUGUAAACUCGGUCAUACGAGGUGCAGAGAAGCCGCUACCAAUAAAUUAGGCACAUAUUUCCAAUACCACAGACCGAAUAAAAUACCUUCAAUGUGGAAAGACUGGUUAUUUUGUACGGGGAUGAUGUUGUUAGACACAGUACUUUGGGACAAUGCUUUAAUCGAAAGUGUUCGCCACAACAAUACCGAGUUAUUAGAAUAUUUAUCUUGUAUUGAUCGUGAACAUAUUGUCCUAGAUUAUUUACAUCAUAUGCUUGAAACGAAUCUUGAAAAGCAAAUAGGAACAAAGUUAAACGACAUUUACCUUUCUGUUCUGAAAAAGCAUGUAAGAAAGGAUAGCGUGUUUAACGAUAUAUUGCAGAAUUAUGAUACUAUAAAAAGAAGAUUUUUUAAUGUACAUUAUGAUCAUGAAGAUUUUUUAAGUACUAUUAUUAUGAAUGUGUAUUCCGAAAAACAACUUGAUAAGAUACAAAAUUUUACUGAACACCAUUCUAAUUUAUUUACUCAUAUUGUUUUGACUAUGACUAACAACUUAAUUGACCACCGCAAAAAACAAAUAAAGAACAUACUAGACAAGUUUAAUAUGUUUUAAGGCUGCAAAGAAGAAAUUGCAAUAAUAAUAAAGAAAAUUAGUAUAAUGUGAACUAAUGUGUGG
Harpegnathos saltator (Jerdon's jumping ant) is the source of this 2756-nucleotide messenger RNA. Its product is annotated as thyrotropin-releasing hormone-degrading ectoenzyme-like. The transcript is spliced from 12 exons. Lineage: Eukaryota; Metazoa; Arthropoda; Insecta; Hymenoptera; Formicidae. Gene Ontology annotation, cellular component: membrane; cytoplasm. The record is from RefSeq and is a predicted model, not a curated record. Gene Ontology annotation, biological process: peptide catabolic process; proteolysis. Gene Ontology annotation, molecular function: metalloaminopeptidase activity; zinc ion binding; peptide binding. The coding region runs from base 69 to 2693 and encodes 874 amino acids.